UCACAAUUCAGCCAAUCGCAGCCAGGGGCAGCGAUUCACAUAAGGCCGACGGGUGACGCUUUGUUUUUCACAUUUACGCCGGACUAGUAAUUAAAGAAAAAGUUCUGGACGCGGAAGAACGAGUUGUGGAUGGUUUGCCUACAGUAUUGGAACUGUUUCAGGUUAAAUACUCUCACACACUGGAUCUUCAGACAAAGGUAUCAACAACUCAGUCGACCAUUUGAGUCUAAAAAUCUAAAACCACAGCCUCAACUACCGUCCUAAAGUCUCACAACCGCCUUUUAAACACAGAAAUAAUACAAAACAACAAUAAAAAGAACUGAACAAGAAAUAAUCUCAGGAAGUUCGUGAGGGUUAACUCUCAAUUACCAUGGAGGUCAUCCUGAGCACGACACCUGGCAUCCUCUUUCCUGGCGGUAACCCGGAAAUGACGACACUCAAGGGCGGAGGUGGCGCCCACGCGGGCCAUUCUGAGAACGGCCAUGUGCACGUGGAAGCCAGCAACGACCACGACAUGGCCGCCAUGUUGACGAUGGCUGAGCGCAUGCACUGGGGGGCCUCUGUCGUCGUGGGACCAAUCUUUGUUUUUCUGGGCCUCAUCGGCAAUAUCUUCGCCAUCAUCGUCUGGAAUCGUCGCGGCAUGCGCAGUUCAACCGGAAGAUACUUAACUGCACUGGCUAUUGCUGAUAGUGGAGUCCUCAUCUGGUUUUUCCUGGUGGACAGCCUAAAAAUGUUUGCACCGGAAGUGGCGCAAAGCGUUGGUUACGCAUUCUUCUUUGCCUACUUUGGAUAUCCGAUUUUCUUUCUCUUCGUUGUCCUCUCCAUCUGGUUCAUGGUCGGAGUGACGGUUGACCGCUUCAUCAUGGUCUGCCUGAUCACCAAGGCCAAGAUCUUCUGUAAUGAGAAACGGGCCAACGUUGGCAUCUUCAUCAUUCUCGCCACUUGCUUCAUCAUCAACCUGCCCCACUUCUGGUCCUACCAGGCGGACUUCGACCGGCCUGCUGGUAGUAACACGUCAGCCAUUGUGAUGAGUGAGUUCCAGAAAGGAGAAGGGGCAAUAAACUACGAGUUUUGGGUGCAUUGCAUCUUCCUCGUUCUCCUCCCGUGGUUCACGAUUUUCAUCCUCAAUCUCCUUAUUAUUGGGAAGAUAAGCAGGACUAAUAAGAAGAUGAUAGACAAAAAGACAGCUGAGUCGGCCGACAAGUCACGUCGCUCCGAGAACCAGAUCACGCGCCUGCUGCUCAUAGUCACCUUCACCUUCCUGUUCCUCAUCGGCUUCCAGUGCAUCACCCAGUGCUUCUUCAUGCUCAUGCCAGACGGGUUUGACAAGAACAUCAUUAGCGAAGCGUUUGCAGCGGCCAAGCUAGGUAUAAUCGUCAACUCCUCCAUCAACUUUCUUCUCUACUGCAUGAGCGGCCGCCGCUUCCGGCAGGAAUUCUCUUCGUGAUUGGCUGCGUCAGCCGAGACCGGAAGGGUCUUUUGAACUCCUACAGCGAAGGUCACACCUCAUCUGGUACUUCCGGCACGAGCACAACGGGGAUAUAAUCCGGACGCGAAUGUCACACCAGGCUGACAAUCGCUAUCCUGCAGUCUCACAGUCACUAGCACUACACAGUCUAGCUAGUAGCUACUAUCCUACACUAAGUGGGAUAGCAAUCACCUGUCGGUCUGAAAUAGCUCCACAGAUCGCUCACCUGUCCUCAUUAACAAGCAAUCAUAUUCAUCUUCAUUUCUCAAAGGCUCCGUUGUUUAUAAUGGCGGAUGUCGCACACCCGGGUAGACGCGAGGCACAGGCUACCCGGCAACGACUGAUUAAGUCAUUAACGAUGACAAACGCCAACGUUGUUAUUAUGCUGAUGAAAUGCGGCUUGACACUUGACCUGAGCUACCGUGGAUAUCACGAACCGUUUUGUUGUUGUUGUUGUUGUUGUUGUUGUUGUUGUUAAGUAGCACUCGCGGCCGACGUCUGGAACAAGUAAUUAGAUUUUUAUGGUGUCCUGGGCGUUAAUAAUAAAAUUAAAAGAAAUCCAAUUUCGCGUACGAUCACUAGAAAUAAUUUUGCUUGGGAUUCUAUUGCUGUCAUUCAAAUUCAUUUCCCCUGACUUUAUAAGCACAGCUCGCAGACAGCCAUUGAGCCUGGCUGGUUACACCAUUUCAUUUGAAUUUCGCCUGCCUGUGCUAUUCUAGUUUUUCUCUUCAAUUAAGCAGUUCGUUUUUUUAGGUUUUUUUUUCCUUUGGUGGGGUUGUCAUUCGCUUAUCGAUGGUAUAUGCUUUCUUCAUUACUGAAUGGCAUAUAUGUGUGUGUAUGUGUUUUAUUUAUGUUACAGUAUUAUAAUUAUUCUCUCUCUCUCUCCUAAUGGUAAAUGAGUUCUUUUCUCGUUGCUCAGACUAAUCUAACUUGGCAAACCUCAUUGCAUAAGCACACCACGAUUUGAAAUUCUGUUCGUAUUUUCCUUUGCAAACGUCUAGAUAGUGGGCUGAGUGCAGCCGCUAUUUUCACACUGUUAAUGCAAUCCUUAAAAAGGAAAAAAAAAAAAAUUCAGCGCGCACAGAACAAACUUUAGUGACACAUUUCCAGGCAUAUUUUUAAUCCUGUUUCUUCAGUACAACCGAUAUUUCUGUAGCUGACCUCAACAAGUAUUAUUUCUGAAAAAUAUCCACCUUAUACCCACGUGAGUAGAGGACACUCUUUGUCCCUACUGGGUGUGCUCCUGGAUCCUGAAAUCCUUCCCAUCCUACCUUUUCUACUCUUGUUUCUCGGUUCAGUAGUUCUUCUGUCGCUUUCUUCCAGCAAAGGGUGAAUGACAGAGAAUGAACUCUAUGUAGGAUUUUGUGUAUGAAACGACUUUUUCUGUUAGAAGGAAUAAUCUUCUGCCAGUUCACAAAGCAAUAUAUUUUAGAGAAAUUAAAAAUAUAUAUUUUAUUUGAUUGUGCAUUCUAUAAAGAGAUACAUGCAAAGUUGCUGGGUUGUAAAGGACAUCUUUUCCUCAAACUACCUCCUUCUACUUGCGCCACACAUGCGCCAUGAUGAUGUUCCUUACACCCACGACAGCCUGCAUCUCGUGCAGCAUCAGUCGUGUGCAGCAGCCCUGCAGCUGUUCUUGCCGCAGUCGCACGUUGUGACCCGGAGGUCAUGACCCCAGCGUGAUGGGAGAGAUCGCUCUCGUGGCUCAGGUUUUACUGUCAUUAAAAAAAUGAAAGUGAAUCCAAAUUCAACGCGCAGUAAUUAUAUUUAAUUUUAGAUCGUAAACGCGUACUUUUAGCACUAAAGCCAGGUAAGUCGAUGAAUGUUAUCACAAAGGCAAGCCUAUCCCUGAAACCUGGUGGCUUCAAAUGCACUUUUACGAACCUUUAUGAUGUGAAGGAGUGCUCGACUAAUUUCUGAGAAUUAAUGCACUGUAUCACAUUCUACCAUCCACUGGCGCGAGUAAGGUGUGGAAUAUCAUAAUGUGCUCGGAUUUAAAUAAAUAAACGGUGUCUCAUCUGCUACUCAGAGUUCGAUAGGCUAGUUUAAGACGAUCUCGGUAUGUGUAGCCUUAUAGGCUGUAAUAAAGACAUGAUCUGGUACAGUUUUGCGAAACUCGAAGCUUUUAAAAAUCAAAUGGAUUUUUGUUUGCCAGACACGCACAACCGUGAGGACUAAGUGAAAACAUUUUGUGUCUGACUGCACCGUUACAGUAUUUCGUGAGUGCGGGUGCUUGUGAUAGAGAUGCUCAAGUUGAUUAUCACUGCAGAUGGACCAAACUAUGGCAUCGUCGGCGCGAGGGUUUUGUUCGGCCUGGGGUGAGAGGGGGGUAGGUGAGUGGGUGGUAAUCUUCCCUCGACAUCUGACUCCUAUUCCGUGAUAUCAGCUACCAAAGGGGCGCCGAAGCUGUCAUAGAAUGUAUGUAGGGAAUAGCCACUCAAGAAGCUCAUAGACAAUGGGUUCGGUUAUUUUUAAGGUAAACUUCGUGUGAUCAGAGAUAAAUGUAUAAUUAUAAUCAUAUGUUUUAUGUGUAAAUAUAACCCUAUAAUUUCUGUAUAAUUUUAACUAUAUAAUUUCUUAUUUUACAGCCUUGCAACAUCUGCUCGAACGACACUGUCAAUACGAUGUUAUAGAAAAUGUUUCUGUUAUUAUCCCUUUAAUUAAAGGAAGGAAAUAUAUAUGCAGCUAUAUGGCUAGUCGCUUUUUUUAUUUCCACCUGCUUCUCCACGGAAUCGCGUGCUUUUGUUAAUUCAUGUUUUCAAGCAGCAAUUAAGUAGACUGCCCUUUGACUGCAAUUAAUUGCCCCUACUAAUGAAACUGCUAAAUUUGUAAUUUAGAAACAAUUAUUUAGAAUACGCUACUAUUUCACUAUUCUACCAUUAAAAACUGUUUGUAACUGACUGGUGAAAUGUAACCUGUAACACGUGGUCAUCUUCCUGAGAAGUAGCUAGGUGUUACAGGAGAAGUAGGAUGCUUGUUGUCCCGUUUUAAGCUAUCGGCGACACACCCACAACAGCUUCCGCAACUCUCUAUUUCUCGACUGUAACUGCGACUACGACUGCCCCUAACAUUCUCACUCACGGCUUAUAUACACUGUACAAAAGUUAUCUAGAAACAUCCCGCAUCUACUCGUUACACAUGCGCUCUCUCACACCAAACAUUCCAGGUACCAAGACUUGCAUCAGUCGCACUGUCUCACACACUUGCGAGGGAGGUCCAGGCGGCUCUAGUCAAAGCCGCGCGGAUGUCACCGGCAGGUCAGGCGGGGUCACGUACCGCACCCAAGCGCUGACGGCGCCACCUCGUACAGACAUCUAGCUACCCAUGUAAUUUGUAAUACUAGGAUGUAAUGGGGUACGAAACACUUAACAUACAACUAGUAGCCACGUCAAUGGAAAGUGCAUGUAAUGUAAAGACAUAAUGGAGAGCAGGUAACGAGGGGAAAUCUCACUGGAGAGUAGGUACGAUAUACAGAUCACGUGAUGGCCAGCAUGGAAAUGAUAGACAGUCUCUCUCUCUCGCAGGAAAACAUAUAAAUUAUGAGAUAAUUUGAACGCAAAUUUUCGAUCGUGUGAAACUUGCCGCAUCUGAAAGGUCAAACGAGAAUUCUGUUCCUUCCUCAUUAGUGUCAUAUGCAUGUAUUCAGUUGUGUUAUUGUGUUUGUUCGGCUUUUCUUUUUUCUUUCCUUCUUUUGGAUUUGAUUUUGCAUGCUCGGUGCUGCGCGCGUGUAAGGGUUGUGGGGAGAGGAGGUUUAACUUUCUUGAUGGCAAGAUGGCUUGUGUCGAUAUAUGUUUUUAUUCAGUUUCUGGAAAUCUAUAAAAUAAAAAAAGAACCCUUUACUUGGCCAUCGAAGAGGCAUUAACUGGAAGAAUAGAGAAUUUCAAGCCCGAUGAGUUCUUUUCCCCCCCCCCCGCUUCUCCUCACCAGUACGUUCCGUCCAAUCACCUUUCAUUGACAUUGGCAGUUUUUUCGACCAUCUGGGCUAAAAUACGGCUACCUCACAUCUACUUUCCAUAAGUUUUGGAAUAUUAAUGUGACCAUUUAAUCACUCCCGUAUACAUACUAAUUUGCAUACUGCUGCACACAGCAAAGGAAGAAAGCAUCUGGAAAAUGGAAACAUACAAACGGUUAUAGUUUAAUUCUCCAAAUUUCUGUCAGCUUCAGAGUAAAUAAAUAUUUUGCGCUCAA
Pomacea canaliculata is the source of this 5653-nucleotide messenger RNA. RefSeq names its product FMRFamide receptor-like. NCBI's taxonomy places the organism in Eukaryota, Metazoa, Mollusca, Gastropoda, Architaenioglossa, Ampullariidae. Gene Ontology annotation, molecular function: G protein-coupled receptor activity. The record is from RefSeq and is a predicted model, not a curated record. Gene Ontology annotation, biological process: G protein-coupled receptor signaling pathway. Gene Ontology annotation, cellular component: membrane.